Amphibalanus amphitrite is the source of this 2491-nucleotide messenger RNA. RefSeq names its product synaptic vesicular amine transporter-like. Gene Ontology annotation, molecular function: serotonin:sodium:chloride symporter activity. Gene Ontology annotation, cellular component: terminal bouton; synaptic vesicle membrane. Lineage: Eukaryota; Metazoa; Arthropoda; Thecostraca; Balanomorpha; Balanidae. The coding region runs from base 149 to 1702 and encodes 517 amino acids. Gene Ontology annotation, biological process: aminergic neurotransmitter loading into synaptic vesicle; transmembrane transport. The record is from RefSeq and is a predicted model, not a curated record. The transcript is spliced from 12 exons.
GCAGUCCGCGCAGGCCGAAGGGCCCGGCGGCGGGCGGCGGCUGCGGGCAGGCUCUCCGGAGGAGACGGUAUGGAGUGCCAGAGAACGCCACCUCGACCCAUCUGACGCCACCGGCACUGGUGACGCGGCGUGCGGACGCCGGCUAACGAUGGGCGUACUGGACGAGCAGAGCGGCUUCCUGCAGCGAUGUCGGGAGUCGCGCAAACUGGUGCUCAUCAUCGUGGCCAUCGCGCUGCUGCUAGACAACAUGCUGCUCACCACCGUCGUCCCCAUCAUGCCCGAGUUUCUGUACGUGCUGCACCACCGGAACGACGGCCUGACGACCACGACCGUCGAGCCGCCGCUGCCACCGACCACCACUGAGGGCCCAGUGACGUCACGCGCCGGACCGGUGACGUCAGCGGCGCUGGUGGUGGGCUGCAACUGCACCCGCAGCCAGCUCGGCCUGCCGCCAGACGAUCCCGGCGGAACGCCCAACGACUGGCCGCAAGAUGAGCCGUCGAGCAGCUGGCCGCCGUCCACCUCCCCGGCCACUACCACCCUCAGCGCCGAGGAGCUCAAACACAGAGAGCUGGUCGAGGAGAACGUCGAGGUGGGCGUCAUGUUCGCCUCCAAGGCGGCCGUCCAGCUCAUCACUAACCCGUUCGUGGGUCCGCUGACCAACAGGAUCGGCUACAGUAUCCCGAUGUUCGCAGGCUUCGUCAUCAUGUUUCUCUCCACAAUAAUAUUCGCGUUUGGACGGACCUACCCGAUACUGUUCAUCGCUCGGGCUCUACAGGGAGUUGGAUCGUCGUGCUCCAGUAUUUCAGGUAUGGGAAUGCUGGCCGAACGCUACCCGGACGACCAGGAGCGUGGCAACGCCAUGGGCAUCGCGCUCGGCGGCCUGGCCAUGGGCGUGCUGAUCGGGCCGCCGUUCGGCAGCUUCAUGCUGCAGUUUGUCGGCAAGACGGCACCGUUCAUCGUGCUGGCCGUGCUGGCGCUCGGGGACGGAUUGCUGCAGCUGCUGAUCUUGCAGCCAGGCGUCCGAAAACGGCCUGAGGAGGCGCCCUCCCUGAAGCAGCUAAUCCAGGACCCGUACAUCAUCAUAUGUGCCGGCGCCAUCACCAUCGCCAACACGGGCAUCGCGAUGCUGGAGCCGUCGCUGCCCAUCUACAUGAUGGACACGAUGAAGGCAGACAAGUGGCAGCUGGGCGCCAUCUUCCUGCCGGCGUCCAUCUCGUACCUGAUCGGCACGAACCUGUUCGGACCGCUCGGACACCGCGUCGGCCGCUGGCUGGCCUCGCUGGUCGGCCUCGUCAUCAUUGCCGUCUGCCUCAUGUGUAUUCCGCUGGCUGUCAGCAUCAACCACCUGAUCGCGCCCAACGCCGGUCUGGGGUUCGCCAUCGGCAUGGUGGACUCGAGCAUGAUGCCGCAGCUGGGCUACCUGGUCGACAUCCGGCACGCGGCGGUCUACGGCAGCGUCUACAGCAUCGGCGACGUCGCCUUCUGCCUCGGCUUCGCAGUCGGGCCGGCCCUGAGCGGCACACUGGUCAAAUCGAUCGGAUUCAGCUGGAUGUUGUACGGCAUAGCGUUCAUCACGCUGCUCUACGCGCCACUACUCAUCUACGUGCGCAACCCUCCGUCUAGACAACCCGAGAAGGAGUCUCUCUACGACAAGGCGUCGGUACGCUACGUCAGCUACCAGAACGAAGAGGACGAAUGAUAUCCGUGAGCUGCGGGGGUGGGCGUGCCCCGCAGCUCGCCAGCGCCGGCCGGCGGCGCCCUCUGAGCCCGGCUGGCCGCCGGCGCGCCGCGAAUGGCUGCGCGGCGCGCCGGCGCGCCGCCCGCCACGCCGCGGUCCCGGCCGGCCCGGGCCGCGCUCCACCGAACCGAACAGGCUGGUUGCCUGGGGACCAAUCGAUGUUGUGUUCGCUGUUGCGCGUGUCGCGCCCUAGCCUUAAGGGUCCACGCGGCGCGGCGGUGGCCCGGUCGGCAGUACGGGAUCGCGCUCCGGGCCCGCUGGUAACUGCCGACGGACGGGCGCCUCUCACCGCAGCUGAAUGACACCCCGGGGACACAUCAACCCUGGCACCCAUCUCAGAGCACAGCACCGCAAUAUCCCACACAGAUGAACGGCACAUUCCCUUUUAGCACGCACCACCAUACGCACCAACGGAUAUUCACCAUUUCUUUGCAGAUCACACUUUGUCCUAUCACUUCUAAAACUGACCUGGUAUUGAAAACAUUAAAUUUCAAACCGUUACCUUUCCCUCAUGGUCGCCCCUCCCGCUCUUUGCACGAUAACUGAGCCACAGUACCUACUCCAUCCUAGUUGAUGGAGCUGCCGAGGAGCGGCGCCACAGUCCCGGUACCGAUGGCGCCCCGUCUGCCCCGCCGCCACCGCCGCGCCGCGUCAUGGAUGGUCUGAGGGUCCAAAUAUGUGCCGCAAGAUUGUUCAUUGUUACUUGUCUACAAAAACCACUAAAAACCAAUAAAAUGCUGAAAAACCGUG